Molecule: messenger RNA, 1382 nt
Organism: Plutella xylostella (diamondback moth)
Lineage: Eukaryota; Metazoa; Arthropoda; Insecta; Lepidoptera; Plutellidae
Source: RefSeq, a predicted model, not a curated record
GUAUUCACUAAAUCAUUAUCUAUGGUUUCAUGUAUAGCUGUCUCGCUCUAUUGCUCUCUCUCUCUCUCACAUCGUCUUUGUCAACGUAACAUUAAGCUCCAUAACAUUUAAUUAAUUAAAAAUAGAAAUACCUUAACUAAAGUUCUCCUAACUACAUUUUAUGUACCAGUGCAAUAUCAGUUAACGUGUGCAAAUAAACGAUAAAUCCAUAAGAAGCUGUUUCAAUCAUAUACAUGAAGUGGUCCUUCGAGCACCGAGCGGAGAAAAGGAAGCCAUCUUGGACACCUUGGACAGAACUCAGACAGAUAAGCAAAAUCUCAAUUUUUAUAUUUUGCCGCUCAAUUACAUUUUGGCAACUUCCGGGCACACCCAGCGCCAUCUGUAAGAAAACUAAGAGAAACAGCUCUGUUUUACCCUAAGUGACAUACACUACUUUUGAACUUUGAGCCAACGUUCAUAGACAACGAGAGCCACCUAUCGGAACACCGAAGAAACUCUACUAACUUUAUCGACACAACUACUAAAAAGGAAUACCUUUGACUCAACUUUGACUACAUCACUUAUCGAGCGGCCGGAAGUGAUCAAGAAAAUUUUCUGCCUCUCCGCCAUACUUAUCCGAACACGGAACAUCUAAAAAUUUUGCUACACAAUUAAAUUAAAUGUAAUCCGUUAAAAUGAGUACUACUAAACGGGACAUGGAUAUAUUAAUAAAGAAACGAAGCAGUAUCAAAGGAAAACUAACACGGGUCUUCAACUUCGCCUCACAGUUGGAUCCGAAAAGCACCACGCCCACGCACCAUGAGGUGCGCGUGAGGCUGGAGGACAUGAAUUCAGUACUGAUUCAAUUUGAAGAGAUACAGGACAGUAUUGAAGAAAGUGAACAGUAUUCACAAGAGCAUGAAGAGGAAAGAGCGACCUUCGAAAAUCGGUAUUACCAAACAAAAGCUCUCAUGGAGUCGUUCCUCGGCGGCGGCGGCGGUGGCGGCACAACCACACAGCCAGCCACUACACAACAUGAGUGUACAGCACAAAGGAAGCCCCAGGUGAAGCUGCCUCAACUCGAGCUACCACGGUUCGACGGUGACGUCCGGCAAUGGCCGGCCUUUAAGAACAUAUUUUACGCCUCCGUGGACAGCGCGGAUCUCCCAACGGUCAACAAGCUACAGUAUCUGAAGUCGGCGCUAACAGGGGAAGCUGCAGGGUUGGUCAACUCUCUACUCAUUACGGAAGAAAACUACACAAAGGCCCUUGACAUAUUAAACAAAAGCUAGAAUAAAGAUACAAGAUGCUAACGGCAAAUGGAUAACGGCUCGUGCUCUCUUGGAUACUGGAAGUGAAGUCAACAUUGUUACCCGCAGACUUGCCUUAGCUUUACAACUUAA